CCCUCCUAAAAAGUAGCCGUCCUCGGGAGAAAAAGAAAAAGAAAAAGAAAAUCAUUUUAUCGUCCAAAAGCCGCAAUUUCAAAGGAAAAAAAAAAAAAAAAACUCUCAGGUAGAGUAAUUAGUGUGUGUAGGUCUUUAGAAGGUGAGAUUUUGGUGGAUUGAGAGAGAGCGCCAAGAUUAUGAUUCGGAAUUAAAUUAUAAGCCAUAAUUAAAGCGGCAGUUGUCAAAAGCCCUAAUUCGUUGAAUGAGUGUGCCAUUCUAGAGUAUAAUGCGGAUUUGAGGUCAUGUUUGGAUGAUUCAGCAAGUUUCACCCAAGUUUUGCACUCGCUAUUAAAAUGACAUCUCGAACUAAUGGAAUCCCAAGAGGUCAGAAGGGGAAAACUUUUCAGGGUGAGGGACCGAAUUGGAUUAUUAUUGCUGGUGGUGCCUUGUUAAGUACGUUGUCAAUUCGUCUUGGUUACAAGCUGAAGCAGACACUGGAUACAAAGCAACAGGCAAAUUCUAGUAAUAUUAUGAAAGGGAAUGAGAAAUCAUCUGACAGAAGGAGGACAGGUGGUUGCCAUAUGCAUUCAAACACAUUUUCUUUUACACAAGAUGACGAUGGUUGUUACAACUGCAUAUCUGGGAAUGAAGGUAUUGGAGAUUUGAAGCACCAGCCCAGUGACCAGAUGCUGUCUGAAUCUGAUGUUCCUCUUCCUUUGGUGACAGUUCCUGGCCCAGAAUUUACCAAGGAGAAUGGUAUUAUGUGGGUAUCAUCUCCUGAUCGACUUGAGUUGCCUCCAAAGCCAUUCCACCAUUCAAAUUGCUCUGACUCACCGUGUGUCUCAGAAUCUGGUUCCGACAUCUUCAGCAAGCGAGAAGUAAUACAGAAGCUGAGGCAGCAAUUGAAGAGAAGAGACGACAUGAUAAUGGAGAUGCAGGAUCAGAUUCUGGAAUUGCAGAGCUCGCUCAAUGCUCAGCUGACUCAUUCUAUGAAUUUGCAAUCGCAACUUGAUGCAGCUAACAGAGAUAUGUUUGAUUCUGAGAGAGAAAUCCAGCGGCUCAGGAAGGCAAUUGCUGAUCACUGCGUAAAACAUGUGGCCCCCAAUGAAAAGCCCCCUACAGUCCCUAUAUGGCCAUCUGAGGUUAGAAAUGGUCAUGCAAAUGGGUAUAUGGACGGAGAUGGUAGUUUUGAGCUGUCUGAAAAGGGAAAGGGAGAUGGGGAGAGGAUUGAGAUGCUAAAGAGAGAAGUAGGAGAUUUGAAGGAAGUAAUAGAGGGAAAGGAAUUCUUGUUGCAGAGCUACAAGGAGCAGAAGGCAGAGCUGGCAAUGAAGAUUAAAGAAUUGCAGCAAAGAUUGGAUUCUCAGCUCCCAAAUAUUUUGUAGGCAUAGUUAAUUAGGUCAUGUGCAUUCUUUGCUUGUGUUUCUUGUUCCUGUUCUUUGAUUCAAGGUUCCAAAUUUGGGAGAAGUUUUUUUCUUUCUCCUUUCUUUCCAUUGUAUCUUUGAUCUAGUUUGGAACGUUUGGUGCAUUUCCUGUGCUUGCUUUAAGUGUGCAUGUUGGGGGAUUAGAGAAAGAGGUAGAGAUUGAAAGGGGCAGGUGAAUGGCUGAUAUGUGGCUUGGAAAGGUUUUGCUUCUUUUAGAAAUCUGAAAAAGUUUUCCCUAGUAUAUUGCUUUCUUUGAUUUUUUUAUUUUUA
Molecule: messenger RNA, 1673 nt
Organism: Ricinus communis (castor bean)
Lineage: Eukaryota; Viridiplantae; Streptophyta; Magnoliopsida; Malpighiales; Euphorbiaceae
Exons: 5
Coding region: 336-1364 (342 amino acids)
Source: RefSeq, a predicted model, not a curated record